GUCUCCGCAGUGCUGCCAACCCCGCUUGACGUUUGAUUUGAGUGGGCUCCCGUGAAGGUUAAAACGUGUAGUAAACACAGCAAAAAUUGGUCUUCUUAAAACAAUGGCCAAAGAAGAAGACGAAGACAAGUUGCCGGACCAAGACGCCGCCAAGGAGUUCUACGCCAAAUACGAGCCCAAAGAGAUCCUGGGAAGAGGGAUCAGCUCCACGGUCCGCCGCUGCAUCGAAAAAGAGACCGGCAAAGAAUUCGCCGCCAAGAUUAUCGAUUUGAGCAACGACAGCAGCGACGGAAUCACAGCCAAAGAAGCAACCAAACAAGAAAUCGCGAUAUUAAGACACGUAGCCGGCCACCAGUACAUCAUUGAAUUACAGGAUGUUUUCGAAUCUCCCACUUUUAUCUUCCUGGUUUUCGAGUUGUGUCGACACGGUGAACUUUUCGAUUAUUUGACGUCGGUGGUGACGCUGUCUGAGAAGAAAACCAGGUACAUCAUGCGCCAGAUUUUGGAGGGGGUGUUCCAUAUACAUUCCCGAGGGAUCGUGCAUAGGGACUUGAAGCCUGAAAAUAUACUCCUGGAUGAUAAUUUGAACGUGAAGAUAACCGACUUCGGGUUCGCGAAGAAACUAGCGGAGGGGGAAAUGGUGCACGAGUUGUGUGGGACUCCCGGGUAUCUGGCGCCGGAGACGUUGAAGUGUAACAUGGUGGAGGAUGCGCCUGGAUGUUCGUUCGAAGUAGACGUGUGGGCAUGCGGGGUCAUCAUGUAUACACUGUUAGUCGGUUGUCCGCCAUUUUGGCACCGCAAACAAAUGAUUAUGUUGCGAAACAUCAUGGAGGGAAAGUACUCGUUCACGUCACCGGAAUGGGCAGACAUUUCAGAGCCCCCUAAAGACUUAAUCCGGAGGUUACUCGUAGUGGACCCCAAGCAGCGCAUCACCCUCGAAGACGCCCUCGCCCACCCCUUCUUCCACACAAUGCAAUUGUGGGACCAAGACAUCGCUCCCCUCAAACACUCAUUGCGCAAGACCAGUCGCAGAUUCAGUAGAAUUUCAGAGUUGGCUUUGGUAAAGCACGUGUUGCCUGCCACCACUAAUAAUAAACUCCAGCAACGCAAAUUCCAAGCGAGGCAAAAAUUCCAGUGGGCGAUUUUGGUGGUGAGGGCGAUGGUGCGGCUGCAGCGGAUCAAGUUCACGCCGGAGCCGCUGAGUCUGGAAACGGCGCGCACCGACCCGUACAGGAUCAAGUUGCUGCGAAAAGUGGUGGAUGGCUGCGCGUUCCGGGUGUACGGGCACUGGGUGAAGAAGGGCGAAGGGCAGAAUCGGGCCGCGUUGUUCGAGAACACACCCAAGACAGAACUUAAGCACAUUUACGUUACCAAUUUGAGUCGAUAACAGAAAUUUUAGUGAAUUUAGACCAAUUUUGUUAGGUUUUAGUUUGUUGGAAUUGUGAUAAGCGAAAGCAAUCGGUUUUUACUCUGCGCUAGAUUUAGUUGUGCCGACUCUCGGCAGUAUUUAAACCUUACCCUGUAUUAUUAUGAAUAAAAUGGUCAUAAGUU
Molecule: messenger RNA, 1551 nt
Organism: Zophobas morio
Lineage: Eukaryota; Metazoa; Arthropoda; Insecta; Coleoptera; Tenebrionidae
Gene: PhKgamma
Product: phosphorylase b kinase gamma catalytic chain, skeletal muscle/heart isoform
Exons: 9
Coding region: 104-1387 (427 amino acids)
Biological process (GO): glycogen biosynthetic process; protein phosphorylation
Cellular component (GO): phosphorylase kinase complex
Molecular function (GO): calmodulin binding; phosphorylase kinase activity; ATP binding
Source: RefSeq, a predicted model, not a curated record